Molecule: messenger RNA, 1750 nt
Organism: Impatiens glandulifera
Lineage: Eukaryota; Viridiplantae; Streptophyta; Magnoliopsida; Ericales; Balsaminaceae
Product: protein HAIKU1-like
Exons: 1
Coding region: 439-1434 (331 amino acids)
Source: RefSeq, a predicted model, not a curated record
CCUUUUUCUCUCUCUCUCUCUCUCUCUCUCUUUCUCGGGCGCAGGACCCUUUCUCAUCUCCAGCCCAGCCGCCUUUCGUUUACCAUCGCAGCAAGAAAAAGAUAUACAAAGAACGAACGAACGAACUCUGCGUUUGUCUCAACUCUUCUGGUGGACUCUUCUUCUUCUUCUUCCUCUUUCACCAAUCAGCACAAGUCAAGGUGUGUUCUAUUUUCUAAUCUCUCUUUUCUUGUUUUCCGUCUCUUUGGACUCUUUUCUCUGCCCUACUGUCUUGAACCUAAUUAGGGUUUUCAUUUUAUCUGAUUUCAUAGUCUUGAUUCAUAACCCUCUUCGCGAUCUUGAUCUCCUUUGUUGGAAUGGACUGAAUUUCAAGGAAAGGAAGGAGAUUUAGCAUAAGGGUAUUACUGAAAUCUGGAUUUGUGUUAUAUAUACUUGGAAAUGGAUAACAGGAACAAGUAUAAUAACAACAACAACAGCAGCAAUAAUAGUAAUAGUAAUAGUAAUAAUCCAAAUGAAUAUUUGGGUGUGAACAAGAUUGGUAAGAACAUCAGAAAAAGCCCUUUACAUCAGCCAAACUUUCCCCCAAAUCCAACCAGACCUCAAUCUCAACCGCAGGUUUAUAAUAUAAACAAGAAUGAUUUUCGAAGUAUUGUUCAACAACUAACUGGUUCACCUUCUCAAGAACAAACUCCACCUCCACCACCACAGCAACAACAACAACAACAUCCUAGACCUAGACCUCCAAACAAUACAAAUCUCAGACCACCUAGUAUGAGGUUACAGAGAAUCCGUCCACCUCCAUUAACACCAAUGAUCCGACAACCUCAACUUCCUACUCCUCCACUACCGCCACCAUCAUCAAAUGCCCCAAUUCCUUACAAUAACAACUUUUUCAGGCCACCACCACCAAGCCCGGGUGAGUCUUUUUGGGGAAACACAAACCAAUCGCCUGUCUCUGCUUAUAUGCAUUAUCUCCAAAACUCGAUUAAUGAUCCAAGCCCGCCUAUUCAACCUAUCCAGCCUCAAUUCCAAAACCAAAACCAACACCAACAUCAGUUUCAGCCUCAUCCUCAUCCUCAUCCACCAUCAUUUAAUACACUUCCUCAUCACCCACCACCAUCAAUGCCGCCUAUACCUUCACCUAGAAUGAUGAUGAACGGUCCUCCACUUUUACCAUCGCCAACUUCUCAAUUCUUACUGCCAUCGCCAAGUGGGUUUUUCAACAUGUUAUCACCUAGAUCACCUUACCCUUUGCUUUCUCCUGGUUAUCAGUUCCCUUCUCCUUUAACGCCAAAUUUCCCGUUUUCUCCUUUGCCUCAAUCGGGAAUCUUGGGUCCUGGUCCUCAUCAGCCUCCACUCUCUCCCGGGAUUGCUUUCCCCAUUUCUCCUUCGGGCUUCUUCCCAAUUUUGAGCCCUAGGUGGAGAGAUUUCUGAUAUUAAAGUAUGGUUCGUGAAGAUAAUACAAUAAUAUGGUGUUCUUCGACAGCUUCGUGUACAUUGAUGACACGCAAGGACAGUGUCUUAAGGUUCGAUCAUAUGGAAGUGUUUUAAUUGCUUUUUUUUUAUUGACAAUACUAAUGUUAUCUAGAUCUUAGUUAUGAGAUAUCUAGAUUUGUAGCUGUUCAAUAUGUUUAUGUCUUUUGGAAAUUGUUAUUGAUAGUCAAUUGAAUUUGUUUCAUGAAUUCCAGAAAUACCUAAAAAAAAAUUUGCUGUAAUAUAGACAAUAGAGCUGGAUAUUUUUUUUGCUCAA